Rotaria sp. Silwood2 is the source of this 2258-nucleotide messenger RNA. NCBI's taxonomy places the organism in Eukaryota, Metazoa, Rotifera, Eurotatoria, Philodinida, Philodinidae. The record is from the annotation of a GenBank genome assembly.
CAAUAGUUAACGAAACAUGGAAAAAUGUAAAACCAUACAAGGAUAUUUUUGAUAUUAUUGAUGACACGAAUGAUGGACUUCAAUAUACAACAGAUGAAUUAAAUCGUUACUUCCAAUCAGGCCAUUUAAAGUCAACGAUAAACGAAGAAGAAAUCAUCGAAGAUGAUAUUCUCAAUGAUUCUGAUCAUAUUGAAAUUAUCCAAGAAGAAGAAGAAGAAGAAGAAGAAGAAGAAGAAGAGCAAGACGAAGAAACUAUUUUAUCACAAAAAUUAAGUCAAUUAUCGACAAAAAAUGAAAAUGAAACUACUUCAUCUUCGACUGUUGAUAGAAAACGACGAUUAAGUACCACAGCUAGUUCAAAUGCAAGUUUCAAGAAAAUUAAAAUGACUGAUGAUGAUGAUAUUGAUGAUGAUAUUGAUAAUAACGAUACAAAACAAGAUCAAAUACCAAUCUAUUUAUUAAUGAACAAUAAAUCAUUUGUUCAUAUGGCACAAAAUACAAUAAAAACAAUUCAUUCCAUUAGUACGAAUGAUAUACAACAAUUGGCUGUGUCAAUGCAUCAUAUUGCAGCUUUUCAUAUACAAAAACAAAUCACAGAAAUAUAUUUAAAGUCAGUCACUGGUACAUUACAAGAAUCAGAAAAUGAUUUAAUCGAAGUUGACCGACGAGUUUGGCCUAUGCAAGUGAAAUCAUUCUUGUUAACACAUCGUAAAUUGACAAUGACACCGAGUCCAAUUGUUACAACAAUCAUGGAAACACAUACAGAAGAUGAACAACUCAUUUGUGAACAAAUUCUCCAUCAACGUUUACAAGAUAUGAAUCAAAACAUUGAACAUUAUCAACGACAACUAAAUGAAAAGAAGAAUUCAUUAAUUGGAUUUACAUCCACAAUGGAAGAAUCCAUACAAACCUAUGUUCAAGAAUAUGGAGUUAAACCACUUGAAAUGAAACGUGAUUUAAAAAUUGCAAUAGUUACAUAUAAUUAUGAAUCACAAAUACUCGAACGUAAAUAUUUACAAGAGACACCAAAUCAAUAUCAAAUUGAAGUUGCUAAACGUCUAAUUGAUACAAAACGUGAAGUCGAAAAAUCCAAACGAGCAUUAUUAGAAUUAAAACAAGGAAUCUUCUACAAUAAAUCAUCUAUUUCAUUUGAUUCUGUUCAAGUAUCGAUGCCAACUUGGAAUAAUAAUACAAUAAUGAAAGAAAAAGUUCAGGGACAAUUACUUCAUAAACAUAAAAAACUAAUUCAAUAUAAGAAACUUGAUUUACUAGCUAUACAUAUAUUACAAGCAGAAACAACUUAUUGUCAAUUUCAAAACAUAUUCGAUUAUGAAUUGUCUAAAAUGUGGAAAAAUCAUCGUAAUCUUGUUAAAGAUCAUGGAAUGACUACAUCAUUAAUCAAUUUAAUUGAACAACAUCUAAAUAAUAUUACCAAUCGAUGGAGAGAUGUUUUCAAUUAUAGAAUCGAUUAUUUUCUUCGAAAUUCUUAUGAUGAAUUGCAAUAUAAGAAUACCAAUGAAAAAGAACAAACUAUGAAAAUAGUUGAAUUUUCAUCUUCUCUAAUUAUUGAUACUACAUAUAGAUUCACAAAUGAACAAUUACAAUUAUUAAGUCGUGGGCCAGCUUAUGUGCCACCAUGUCAAAUGUAUAUCUCGUCUUCAAAUGAAUCCAUUGGUGACAUCGUAAAGAAACAAUAUGCACCAUUAAAACAUCAAUUAAUGAAUAUAUUUUCAAAAUAUAAGAUUCAUUUACCUUUAACAAUUGAAAUGGAAGAAAAAACUUAUAAUAGAUUUAAAGAUUUAUUUCUAAAAUCAAUACCAUCGAAUCUUUAUCAACGUGCUCUCUAUGAAAAGAAACUAAUUCAAUCGAUUCGAUAUUCUUUAAACAAAAACAAUCUUAUUCUACGAAGAACAGUUGAUAAUAUGAAUACAUUCUAUGUGGGCAACAUUCAAGAUUUUGAAGCUAAAGCCGAUAAAUAUUUAACAAAAUCAGAAGAAUACAAAGUUCUUAUCAAUAUGGAUGAAGAAAUUAAUGAACAACCAUUGCAUACUGCAUUAAAAAAUAUGAUGGAAUCAAUGAAUUCUCUAUUGGAACAAUUGAAAACACAUAAAGCCAUCAAAGAGGAUUUAUACAAACGAUUAGUUGUUGAUCCAACUAAAGUUAAACUACCAAAUUUAUAUUUCUUACCAAAUGUAUCAAAGGUAAAAAACAUUUCAGUUAUUCACUCGUUUUUCAUUUUGAUUUAUUCAGGAAAAUGA